Molecule: messenger RNA, 1222 nt
Organism: Salvia splendens (bonfire salvia)
Lineage: Eukaryota; Viridiplantae; Streptophyta; Magnoliopsida; Lamiales; Lamiaceae
Product: pentatricopeptide repeat-containing protein At4g18975, chloroplastic
Exons: 2
Coding region: 274-1092 (272 amino acids)
Molecular function (GO): protein binding
Source: RefSeq, a predicted model, not a curated record
CAAAUUAAAACUAGAAAAUAUGAAAAUUGAACAUUUAGAAAUACUAUAAUUUAUUCUUAUUCUUAUUAACUACAGUAAAGAAUAAUGGAUGCAGCGGCAUAGAGAGAGAGAGAGAGAGCUCAGCGCAUUUGGGUGGGUUUUACUACUUGAUUUGUGUGUAAGAUCGCCGAAUGAUUCAUACGAUAACGGAAGAGACGAAUUGGUGAAAGAGAUUUUGCAUUACAUAAGCUGAUCAGCGGUUGUUAGUCCGUAGUCAGUGACAAGCCAAUACCAAUGUCAAGAUUAGCUUUUGUAACAAGACUGGCCAAGCAGUGUAACAGAAUCAAUGUCGAAAGAGCCGAGGCCCUCUCUUCUUGCUACAAUGCCAUGCGAUACUCCACAAUCUCUAGCCAAAAGAAUGAAGAAUCAACAGAGGACACUAGCCAUUCCACGUCUCAGAAUCGGAUCAAAGGCAUGGGGAGUGUGCCCCGUUGCCAAAUAGGAGAGAACGUUCCAAGAAAGGAAAAAAACAGCUUUCUGGUGAGCACACUCAUGGAUCUCCCAGAUAGCAAAGAAGCCGUGUACAGCGCCCUCGAUGCUUGGGUUGCGUGGGAACGGGACUUCCCAAUUGGGGCGCUGAAGAAUGUAUUACGCGCUCUUGAGAAAGAGCAGCAAUGGCACAGGGUAGUUCAGGUUAUCAAGUGGAUGCUAAGCAAGGGACAGGGCACCACCAACGGGACAUACGGCCAGCUGAUUCAUGCCUUGGAUAUGGAUAACCGAGUUGAGGAAGCACAAGAGAUUUGGAAGAAGAAACUCACUUUUGAUCUACAUUCAGUUCCCUGGAAACUGUGCAAGCUUGUGGUCUCGAUGUAUUACAGGAACAAGAUGCUCGAGGAGCUCGUGACACUAUUCAACGGCCUCGAGUCUUUUGACCGUAAGCCCCCAGAGAAAUCGAUAGUGCGGAAAGUGAGCAAUGCAUACGAGCUGCUGGGGUUGCCUGAGGAGAAGGAAAGAGUAAUGGAGAAGUACAAGAAUCUGUUUGUUGAAUCUUCUAGAAAGAAAAUCAGCCGCAGUGGUUCUCCCAAGAAAGCUAGACCAAGCCAAAAAGGGUGAGUUUAGGUCUGAUGCUCACUGUAAUUAGACUAGUUGAUGAUGGUCCACUCUUUGAUGGGGUGAGAAAUUUCCUAAAGAGUGGACAUGAACAUGAUUGAAAUUGCAUUUCAUCAGUUGACUACAAAUAUCA